AUGUCUUCCGAGGUCACAUCAGCACUAGAUGAUAUCGAGACCCAGUUAUAUGCUGCCAAGCAGUCUGGGCUAUUAAGAGGAACAUUGUCUGCAGAAGAACAGUUCAAAUUAAUUACAGGGAGUAAUGACCUAGUAGAGGCCGUAAAAGGAGCUAAGCAUAUCCAGGAAUGUGUCCCAGAAAUUCUUGAUUUAAAGAAGGCCGUUUUCAAAAAUCUUGAUAAAUGUGUAGAUGAGACUGCAGUUAUCUCAAGCUCAACUUCAUGUCUAGCGCCCUCUCUAUUCACAGAAGAACUAUCCAAGCGUGACCAUUGCAUAGUUUGUCAUCCAGUGAAUCCUCCAUAUUAUGUUCCACUGGUGGAAAUUAUACCAUCCUCCUGGACAGAUAAGUUCACCAUGGAUCGUACAAGAGCAUUGAUGGAAGAGAUUGGUCAAGUGCCGGUCUUGGUUAAAAAGGAGUUACCUGGAUUUGCAUUGAAUCGUAUACAAUAUGCAAUCAUUGGAGAGUGUUGGCGCCUUGUACAGGAAGGUGUAAUGUCAACUGAAGAUGUUGAUAAGGUGAUGUCAGCUGGGUUGGGUCCACGGUAUGCUUUCAUGGGUCCACUUGAAGUUAUGCAUCUCAAUGCUGAAGGUAUGCAAAGCUAUAUAGAUCGAUAUGCAAAGAGCAUGACAACAGUUAGCUCAACUUUUGGCCCAGCGCCAACAUUUGAUGGAGCAGCACUCAAUGAGAUUGUCAAGGAUAUGAAUACACAGAUACCCCUUGUUAACCUGGACGAGAGGCGUCAGUGGCGGGAUGCUCGUCUACUAGGUCUAGCCAAACUGAAAAAGGAUAUGGACUCUGAGCAGAAAUAACCAUUAACUUAGUGAGUCAACAAGUAUAGUUGUAGCUUAUAAAAAUUGUGAUUACAGUUUGGCUAUAUAAUAUUUUCAAAAUAUAAGGUGUUUUCUAGAAAAUUAUAUAUUGAAUUUCUACUAAGUAAAAUCAAUCUUGCUAUAAAUAGAACUUAAGUUGUUUUUAAAUUUUAUGUAUUUUUUGCUGCCAAUUAUUUUUACUAAAUUUAUGAUUAUUUGUUUAAAGUUGACCUAAAACAAACAAGAAGUAUUUUGCUGUCUGGUUAACAAACAAAUAUAUAGUACUGUUUUAUGUUCUUUGCAUAGAACCUUAAACUGGCUCUUAUUCAAUUUAGCGAUUUAGUGAAAACUAAAUUGUGUAGAUCUGUGUGUGAUUUUUUUUUAAUGGCUGAACAACUUUAAUUUUAAAAUGAUCAGUUUACAAUUUAAAUAAAAUUAUACAGAAAGAAACCAAAAUACCUGCUGCAUAAUUCUGAGUAUUUAUUCAAUAUUUAUAGUUUCAACUGAAAAUGGAUUUUCACUGUGAUUUAAAUAUACAUAUAUAUAUAAUACUGUGUGUUGAAAUUACUCUGAUGUUACCAACACAACAUUGCCAUCAUACAUUAUUAUCACUUAAUAAUAUUGUGAUUUUAUGGUAAAGGACCUUGCCUUUCAGUUAAAGGAUUAGGUUUGAAUCCCAUCAAAUUCCAGAAUCAUUUUUACAUACUGUAUCCCAAUCUAAGCUGGAAAAGUAGACUUAGCACCAGUCUUUCAAGCUUAUAAAUUUUCAACACCCAUUAAUUGUUAACAAAAAUUAUGACCAUUGCUAUUUCUGUUUCACAUUGGGCAAUGUAUAAUCAAAUUAGAUUUAAUUAAAAAAAUAAUUACAAAACAUUUUA
This is a messenger RNA of Anneissia japonica, 1727 nucleotides long. RefSeq names its product lambda-crystallin homolog. Bases 1 to 849 code for a protein of 282 amino acids. The record is from RefSeq and is a predicted model, not a curated record. Gene Ontology annotation, biological process: fatty acid metabolic process. The transcript has 6 exons. Lineage: Eukaryota; Metazoa; Echinodermata; Crinoidea; Comatulida; Comatulidae. Gene Ontology annotation, molecular function: NAD+ binding; oxidoreductase activity, acting on the CH-OH group of donors, NAD or NADP as acceptor.